Messenger RNA from Felis catus (domestic cat), 544 nucleotides. It is a transcript of the gene ATP5MK, whose product is annotated as ATP synthase membrane subunit k. The record is from RefSeq and is a predicted model, not a curated record. Bases 261 to 437 code for a protein of 58 amino acids. The transcript has 5 exons. NCBI's taxonomy places the organism in Eukaryota, Metazoa, Chordata, Mammalia, Carnivora, Felidae.
GAAGGUUGAGUUUCUGUGGCCCGUUGAACGCGGGCGGGGGGAGGUGGCUUCUUCCGGCCGGUGGUGGGGUAGCUGCGUAGGUCGAAGGACACAGCCGGCGGAAUUGGUGUCUUUUGCAAGCCGGAAGGCCUUUCCUAGGAGGUAGCCAGAACAGAGAGAGCUGUAAACUCCUUGAAGUGCAAGAGGCUGCUUCUGGUCCCCGAGUGGCUCUCGACCUUGCCUCCUUUUACCUCGUGAUCUCACCAUUCCAGAUUGAAAUCAUGGCAGGACCAGAAACUGAUGCCCAAUUCCAAUUCACUGGUAUCAAAAAAUAUUUCAACUCUUACACUCUCACAGGUAGAAUGAAUUGUGUACUGGCCACAUAUGGAGGCAUCGCUUUGAUGGUCUUGUACUUCAAGUUAAGGUCUAAAAAAACACCAGCUGUGAAAGCAACGUAAACAGAUUUUAAAGUGUACCUCAUCUGUUAAGUUCCCAUGCCUGGAGAAGCUAAUGUCAACUCAUCAUGUGAUACUCAAUUUGUACAAUAAAUUAUGAACCUGGAAAA